AUGGACGUGUGGAGCGCGCCGCCCGCGCUGAGCGCCGCGCCGCCCGCCCACUUCGCGCUCGCCUUCCUCCCCGGCGCCGGCUCGCCCGCGCAUCCCCAGCACCACACACAAGAGCAAGCGGCGGAGGGCGGCGGGGCGGGCGGCGGCGCGUGCAGCGCGAAGGCGGCGGCACCCUGCAAGGUGUGCGGCGACAAGGCUUCCGGGUACCACUACGGCGUCACCUCCUGCGAGGGUUGCAAGGGCUUCUUCCGGCGCAGCAUCCAGAAGCAGAUCGAGUACCGUUGCCUGCGGGACGGCAAGUGCCACGUGAUCCGACUCAACCGCAACCGUUGCCAGUUCUGCCGUUUCAAAAAGUGCCUGGCUGUCGGUAUGAGCCGAGACUCUGUACGGUACGGGCGCGUUCCGAAGCGGCCGCGAGACAGCGAGGCGCUACCGGAGCUGUCACGUGGGGCGGGCGAUGGUGCCGGCGGAGGCGGGGCCGGGGCAGGGGUAGGGGGUGCGGUCGCACCGCCGCCGGAGCGCGCCGACGACGCAGCCGAGCUGACACUAGAGCUUUCGCGCCUCGUGGUGGCCGCGCAUCGCAACAACAACUCCUACACCGACGAACUGCGCCGCUCGCUUCAGCUCCACACCGUCAUCAUGCUCGACGACUCCGACAACGAAGCUCGGAGCGGCGGCUCGGAGGGAGCGGGGCGCGGGGAGGCGGCGGCGCUGCUGUGGCACCACCUGGCCGUGCGCAUGACGCCCGCCGUGUACGAGGUCGUGGCCUUCGCCAAGCGCCUGCCCGGCUUCCACACGCUGCCGCAAGACGACCAGCUUAUACUCAUUAAGCUAGGAUUCUUCGAAGUUUGGCUGACAAGGAUAACGAGACUGUCCACGCCGUCCAGCAUUGUCUUCGACGACGGCACUGCCUUCACACACAGCCAGCUAGAGAUGAUUUAUGAUGCGCAGUUCGCGACGGCGAUGCUGUCGUACGUGCAGGCGGUGGGGCGGCUGCAAGCGAGCGAGGAGGAGUUGGCGCUGUUCACGGCGGGCCUGCUGCUGAGCCCGCACCGCGCCGCGCUCAGCGAGCGCGAUCGCAUCGCCGCCAUGCACCGCGCACUUGCCGACGCCUUCAACCACGUGACGUGCGAGGGCGGUGCGGGUGGUGGGCGCGGGGAGCGCGCGGAGGCGUGGGGCGCGGCGGGGCGCAGUGCGCGGGCGCUGGGCGUGCGGCACGCGGAGCUGCUGGCGUGGCCGCGCGCGCACUGGCCGCGCCUCGCGCUGCCUGCGCUUUUUGCCGAGCUCUUCGACAUACCCAAGCCUGACGAGGACGUCGACGCCGCGCCGCACUCACCUGCCAACUAG
This is a messenger RNA of Parnassius mnemosyne (clouded apollo), 1347 nucleotides long. Lineage: Eukaryota; Metazoa; Arthropoda; Insecta; Lepidoptera; Papilionidae. The record is from the annotation of a GenBank genome assembly.